Molecule: messenger RNA, 3573 nt
Organism: Vitis vinifera (wine grape)
Lineage: Eukaryota; Viridiplantae; Streptophyta; Magnoliopsida; Vitales; Vitaceae
Exons: 1
Coding region: 2560-3444 (294 amino acids)
Source: RefSeq, a predicted model, not a curated record
GGCCAAGCAUGUAAUUAGAAAUUAAAGCCUAACCAAGUUGAGAACUGGCUCUUAAUAGACAAAUGGAAAUUUAUCAAGUGCUUCACAAAAAGAAAGAGGGGGCUGGAAAGGAAGGAAUGGUGUUUGCUGCUGUACAGAAGGCAAGAAAAGAAACUGAACAACUAGCAUAGCACUGGCAAGAUUCAAAACGAUAAAUAGAAUCUGACAAGAUAAAACACCGUUACAUGGAAUUUAUGUCAUCUGAAGACUCUAUGGAUGGAAGGAAAAGUUAACAAAGAAAAGACCAUGUUCUAGAAAUUCAUUGAAACGUCUAAACCUUUCUCAAGUGAGUCAAAAGAGCAAAUGUGAAUUCAGUUUUACCUAAUGGUUAGAUGCGUUUUUAGAUUAAGUUAGAUGUCUAUUUUCCUUUUCUUUGUCUUCAAACCAAUAUGCUUUCCACACACGCCCAUAACAAAGAAAAAGAGGGCUGGGGCCAUACAGGGAACUAUCCUAUAAUAGACCUAUUAACACCAAAUGAAGUUGAGAUUUGGGCAACCAUAGUGAUUUGAGGAAUGAGAUAGUGGAUGAGGCUCCAUUGGUAAUGCUAGAACUCUUUUUUUUUAUAUAAGUAAAGAAAAGUAGUAUAUAUAGUAAAGAUGAGACACCAAAAGUAGUGCUCUUAGAGUAUACAGGAAGUAUACAAAAAUAGCCUAAAGGCUCAAACUUAGAGGGGAGGGAAAGAAGCAAAAAAAUCACCUGCCCUUAAUUUGAGCCUAACCAAUCAAUGAAGUUAACAAGAGAAAAUAGGCUCAUAUCUAUAGAAACCUUAGACCAAGACCACAAAUUACAUAUAAAUAUUUUUUUCAAUCUUUGGAUUGAUAACUCUUUAUUGUCAAACACUAACAAGUUUAUUUCUUUUUACACUGUCCAAAAUAUACAUAAAUGUGCUGCUUGCCAAGCUUUUUUCGAACUUUACCCAUGAAAGAACCAUGCCACCCAAGAAGAGUUUCUUUCACCAAAUACAAGAGAACCCAAGACACACCACUGAGGGAAAAAAAAUAGAUUCCAAAAAACCCAAGUCUUUGCAUAAUGAAGAAGAAGGUGAUCAACCUGUCUCUAUUUCAAAGAGGCAAAGGAAACACUUAUUUUCCAAAUAGUACCCUCUCCUUGGAAUUUGGUUCAAAGUUAAAACUUUCCCCCAAGAUGCCUCCCAGGCAAAGAAAGCCACCUUAGGUGGCGCGCAUGAUCUCUAGAUGCUACCACUAGGGAAUAAAGGAGUAUCAUUGGGCUCCCAACUAGAUAGAGAGAUUUGACCAAAAAGUUCCCACACCUCAAAGCUGUCUAAAUCAAUCUAUCAUCCACAUCCCUGUGUACCUUAAUUGCUUAAAUCUUUUGCAAAAAACGCUCCACUAAAUCUAACUCCCAAUCAUUAAACGCUCCAUAAGAUUCUGUGUGAAUUGAAUCACUCAUUUUGUUUCCUGUAGCAUUUGAACAUACAAGUUAUUAAUAUAUGUCAUAGGGUCUAUACUUUAGCGAUAGGUAUCAUACUUUGCCCUUUUGCUCAAUGUAGUCUUUAUACUUUCUGUUAAGUCAUACAUUUCCUUGAGAUGUUUAAACAUUUAAAUGUGGUUUAGGGAAUUUUUUUUUUCCAGUAGGAAGCUUGAUGAAGAGACUUGCAUGAUACUAUGUCUUUUUGCUCACAAAAAACAAGUUGUUUUUCAGCUUCUCACCAGGACCUCUUUAUCUGUAUGAUACUUCUAAGCUCUUUUCCAUGGUUACUGUAAACUCAACUUUUCCCUAGUGGAGUUGGAUGAAUCCACACAAACAUGUAUUUUCCUUACACCACCAUUGACCAUGAUGGGGUAAUAUACUCAGAUUCUUGCAACUUUACCAUCAUUAUAUGUUUGAUUUAUUGAAUAGAGUUAGUGGAGAUUUUGCUUUCUUGAACAAGUGGGAACAUCUCAUUUAUCACACUUCAAUAUGUUGGAAACAUAUCAUCAUCCACUACAUUCAGAUUAGUCAUGUGUGGCUCUCACAAUCUUGAAGAGUCAAGGCUUUUGUACCUUGCAUGAAGAGGUUUUGCCGCCUAUUACUAGAAAAUGGGCCAUGCAAGGUUAUCAACUAAUAAAUCGAAUCCUCUAGCACUGAUUUGUGGGACCUGGACAUUUUUAAAGAAUUGAAUUCACUCAUGGUCUUGUAGGAAGCUACUUGGAUUCUUAAUAUAGGUUGAUUGCCAUGAUCUUUGAGUCAGGAUACAAGUUCUCCCAUCUUUUCACUUAAGGACACACUAUAAUUUUGGGAACUCCAUCAACUUCAAACUUUUGAAAGGUUGUAUCAACAGGGGUGCCUCUUUUGCAGUGUUGUUUGUGGAAACAUAUGCACCAUGCACCAAAUAUUUGAAUGGACAACUAUAUAUGUCCUGCUGCUUUUAGGUGCAUACACCAAUGUUUGAGUAGACAACCAUAUCUAUACCUUUUUUGUUUUAAGCAUUCUCUCACAUAACGUUUCUACGAGCACUUUAGGUAUUUAAGUUUUUAGUAGGGAUUGCAAUGGAGAACAAACCCUGGUCUCUGGAAAACCAUGGGCACAUUUGUAGGACACUUAGUUCCUGGUUUAGCUCUCACCCUUCUUGGUUUAUGGCACACCAUAAACACCAUUAGAGCCUAUGCUCUCAAAGGCUCCACUAACUUCACAGUGAAGUUCUGGUAUCCAUUCAACAGCCCUUUUCCCAAUCUCAAGUACUUGGAGCUCAUCUUCAUAUUGUUUUUCUCUAUCUUUGCAAUUUUCAUGCAAGUUCUAGACUUUCCCUUCAUUCGCCUCUCUUUUGAGCUCGACAAUUUUGAGCAUGCAUCCAUGUUCCUUCACCUUGCCAUAUUUGCUGGUUUUACCCUUUCUGCAGAAUUAACUCAUUCACUCGAGGGACUAUCUGGGGUUUCUGGUAUCCUUGCAGCCUCUGUUUUUGGUCAAGAACUUUUCUUGCUCCAUUUCCAUUCAACUGAUCAUGUUGGACUUGAAGGUCACUAUCAUUGGCUGUUGCAGCUCAUAGUGUUGGUCUCCCUUGUAGCAGCUUUGGCAGCAACUAGUUUUCCCACCAGCUUUCCUGCAGCUCUUGUUCUUUCUACUGCAGUUGUAUUUCAAGGAUGUUGGUUUAUGAACAUGGGGUUUAUGUUAUGGGUUCCUGAGUUUGUUCCAAAGGGUUGCAAAGUUCAGUUGACCUCCAGCAGUGAUAGCAUGCAUGGCGCAGUUGCUUGUGGGUCGCAUGAUGCAGAUUUGAGGGCAAGAGCACUGGCCAACAUGCAGUUCAGUUGGAUACUAUCUGGAAUUUUGAUGUUUGUGGGAUCUCUCUGCCUGAAAUUAGUUGGCAAAUGCAGCUCAAAGGCUGGGUUCAUUGAAUAUGAGCAACUUCACAGUGGAGUUCCAAAUGUCCCAAUAGCCAUUGAUGGCUUCAAGGAAGCUCAGACAUGAGAUGCUGUGAACGUGUCAACAUGUAAAAACUGAUGUCCACUUUAAAGGGCAUUUAGAGCACUUAUGUUGCUAGUAAUGUCGGAUUUCAAUCUUCUGUCAAUGAUAUAUAUAUAUAUACCUUAGAUUCUA